UCAACUCAGGCAGAAACCCGCACCUCGGCUCUCAGAGCUGCAGUUUUUCAGGAAACCUCGCUCCCCAAGAGAGGACGCCAUGAUCCUCCUAAAGCUCUCUUCCUUCCUGGCUUUCUUUGCCUUGGUUGUAUGCCAGAUGGACAGCCUCCAGGCUGCUCCAUUCAGGCCUGGGUUUGAAUCUGUCAUGCCAGACCAUGUGUCUCUCAGCGAUGAUGAAGCGAGGCACCUGCUGAAUGCUUUGGUGAAGGAGUUUGUGCAGAUGAAAGCCGAUGAGCUGGAUCAGGUGACUGAGGACAACAGCCUGGACAGACCUAGAGCUAAGCGGUGCAGUAAUCUGAGUACCUGUUUGCUGGGCAAGCUCUCACAGGAACUGCACAGGCUACACACUUACACGCGCACUGACGUCGGGGCGCGAACACCUGGCAAGAAACGAGACCUGCUGAGCGACCUGGAGAAUGAUCGUUACGCAAACUCUGAGGAUGUCCUGGGGAGCAACUAG
Molecule: messenger RNA, 499 nt
Organism: Vombatus ursinus (common wombat)
Lineage: Eukaryota; Metazoa; Chordata; Mammalia; Diprotodontia; Vombatidae
Gene: CALCA
Product: calcitonin related polypeptide alpha
Exons: 4
Coding region: 80-499 (139 amino acids)
Cellular component (GO): extracellular region
Molecular function (GO): calcitonin receptor binding; hormone activity
Source: RefSeq, a predicted model, not a curated record